Molecule: messenger RNA, 648 nt
Organism: Sorex araneus (European shrew)
Lineage: Eukaryota; Metazoa; Chordata; Mammalia; Eulipotyphla; Soricidae
Product: high affinity copper uptake protein 1-like
Exons: 1
Coding region: 1-648 (215 amino acids)
Biological process (GO): copper ion transmembrane transport
Cellular component (GO): membrane
Molecular function (GO): copper ion transmembrane transporter activity
Source: RefSeq, a predicted model, not a curated record
AUGGGCCACCCCAGCACCCCGGCCCCUCCGCACCAUCCGCCGGCCACCUCGGCACCCCACGCCCAUGCCCACAACGGCAUCGAUCACUCGGCGCCCCACGCCCACGACCACGACCACGGCCACGGCGGCGCACACUCGAUGCCCAUGACCUUCUACUUCGGCUACGAGAACGUGGAGCUGCUGUUUUCGGGGCUGCUGAUCAACUCGGCUGCGGCCAUGGCCGUGGCUUUCGUGGUCGUGUUUCUGCUGGCCCUGACCCACGAGGCACUCAAGAAAGCUCGCGAGGGGCUCCGCGCCCAGUGCUCGGCUUUCUCCAGACCAGACGGAACCUGCCCCAAGGAGACGCCCCGGCAGCAGCUGCUGAGCGCCGCUCACCUCCUGCAGACGGCCCUGCACGUGCUCCAGGUGGUCCUGAGCUACCUGCUGAUGCUGACCGCCAUGACCUACAACGCCUACCUCGGCCUGGCGGUGGUGGCAGGGGCCGGCGCCGGCUACUGGCUCUUCGGCUGGAAGAAGGCGGAGGAUUCCCGGAGCCUUGAGAUGAACAUGGAGAGGCUCCAACAGGAGGGCCGGGGAAGCUGCUUCACCCUGGACGAGAGGGUCCCUUCCACGACGCCCGUGUUCCUCUCCCACAAGGCCCUCCAGUAG